GAGGACGCGAGGCGGAAAUAAAAAUGACUGGUAGCAGUCGGCGCGCUUCCUCUUCGGUUUGUUGUGUUCAGCUGCUCCACAAAGAUGAAUGCUCCUCCGGCUUUUGAGUCAUUUCUGUUGUUUGAGGGGGAGAAGAAGAUCACAAUCACAAAAGACACUAAAGUCCCCAACUCGUGUCUAUUCACGCUGAACAAGGAGGACCACACAUUGGGCAACAUCAUCCGCGCUCAGCUGCUGAAAGAUCCUCAGGUUCUCUUUGCUGGUUAUAAAGUUCCUCAUCCUCUGGAACACAAGAUUGUCAUCCGAGUGCAGACAACACCUGACUACAGUCCACAGGAAGCCUUCACAAAUGCCAUCACUGACCUCAUCAGUGAGUUGUCCCUGCUGGAGGAGCGCUUCAGAGUGGCCAUCAAGGACAAACAAGAAGGGAUUGAGUGACAUCACUCCUUCACCUAAAAUGUUUUGUUUUUGUAAAUAAAGACUUUCACAUCGUC
Messenger RNA from Nerophis ophidion (straightnose pipefish), 494 nucleotides. RefSeq names its product RNA polymerase II subunit J (gene polr2j). NCBI's taxonomy places the organism in Eukaryota, Metazoa, Chordata, Actinopteri, Syngnathiformes, Syngnathidae. The transcript has 3 exons. Gene Ontology annotation, cellular component: RNA polymerase II, core complex. The record is from RefSeq and is a predicted model, not a curated record. Gene Ontology annotation, molecular function: DNA binding; protein dimerization activity. Bases 85 to 438 code for a protein of 117 amino acids. Gene Ontology annotation, biological process: transcription by RNA polymerase II.